CUGAGCGCGAAACGUUUUCGUUGUGUAUUUGUUCACUUAUUUGUUGCUUCUGUCGCAAGCAGGUACGAUUGUGAUUUGUGAUUGUGAUUUAUUUUUGGUGGCCUGUUUGUGAAUUUUUUCGUCCGCAAAUGGUUGUGUUGGAGGGAGGCACGAUGUUGUCCUCUGCGGGCAAUCAGUAUCUGCAACCCGAUUAUUUAUCCCCUUUGCCAACCACUCUCGAUGCCAAGAAGAGUCCGCUGGCCCUCUUGGCGCAAACGUGCAGCCAAAUAGGAGCGGAUUCACCUUCCACCAAAUCCCUCCUGUCUCCUCUGGAGAAGAAGAAAUGCAACUCGGAGACGGUCCGCUCCUCUCCGAGCUCGGUCAAAGAGAAAUCCGAGAAAUCCUCGCCUCGGAUGACGCCGUGCGAGCAAAAGCUGGCCUUCAAGCCGUACGAGAGCAACGUGACCAGCAAGAAAUCCGACGAGAUCCGGCCGCGAUCCGAGAACAGCGUGCACUUCGACGACAAGAAAUCGGACAACCAGAGCGCCGGCAGGAAAACCGCCUCACCACUGACCAACUCCUCGGCCGACACGGGGAAAACUUCCCCGGAGAAGCCGUCCACGCCGUCGGCGCGAAGCGCCAGUCCCAUAAUCAGAUCCGGUCUGGAGAUACUGGGAGCGAAAGACGCCCACCUCGGCGCGUACAAACCUAGUUUAAAUUUGAGUGGCGGGUUGAACAAUCACUUGAGUGCGCUCUGUUGUCCGCCCGGCUUGGAACAGACUAAUCCCGCCUUCAGGCCGCCGUUUCCAGGCGCCGCGUUCAGUGCCCAGCACGCCGCCAUGUUCGCCGCCGGUUAUCCGGGCGCCGCGCCCGGACCGUAUCUCAGUUACGCGCGCGUCAAGACGCCGUCCGGCGGCGAGGCGCUGGUGCCCGUCUGCAAGGACCCCUACUGCACGGGUUGCCAGUUCAGCUUGCAGAACCAACAGUUGUUGAUGAGCGGCGCCACCGGGCCGUGUCCGUCCGGUUGCACGCAAUGUGAUCACCAGAAAUACAACCUGGCGAUGGCGAUGAGCCUGGUCCAGCCGGGGCCCGUGCCGUCGUCCUUAGCUUACGCUAAUUUAGGUAGACCGUACAUUUGCAAUUGGAUAGCGGGCGAUACCUAUUGCGGCAAGAGGUUCACCACGUCGGAGGAACUCUUGCAGCACCUGCGUACCCACACCAACGGCGCGGAUCCGGCCAUUUCCACGAGUUCCUCGUUGCUCAAUCACCAUCCGCUGUUCUCGACUGCUCCGAUGCACCGGCCUGGUUACCCCAAUCCGCCUUUGAGUCCGUUAUCGGCGGCUAGGUAUCACCCGUACGGCAAGCCGCCCAUAUCGGCGUCGCCCUACAGCGCCUUCAAUCCUACCAUGAGUCCCUACUAUUCGGCUUAUUCGAUGUACGGGCAGAGAUUGGGCGCCGCCGCGGUGCAUCAGUAGCGCCCCGGCGUCGAUCUUUUCGAACGUUGUUAUACAUAAAGUUUAUUUUUUAUUGCAGACUGUGAUAAUUUGUAUAUACAUUUUUUCUCGGAAUCGUCGUAAUAUUGAAGUGCAAUCUGUGAGUAAGCAAAUGGGAUUUUUUUUUCUAUUGUAAUGGUCGAUAACUCUAAUUAAUCUAGCUAUAAAAAUUUGUUAUUGCAGUUGUAAUUUAUUGUUUGUCUCAUUAAAAGUUUACUGCUAUUAAUCAGGAAAGGAGGAAGUUCUCUUACGUUUGUUUGCUUCUUAUAAUGAUCGUACAAUUUGUUUUUAUAACAUCAUAAUGUGCACAAUGCACAUAAUAUAAAUUUAUUUUAUUAAUACGACUGUUGUUUAAAAUUCAAAAUGUACAAGAAAUAGGCCAAGGCUAGAUUUAUUAAGGUUUUCGGAGCGCUAUUAAAAAGAGAGUCCUGUUUAAUUUAGGCAAUAACGUUAAUACUGUCCGUUUUUAUAGUUAAUAGUUAUCUCUUCAAUUUAAUCAACAAAAUCUCAUUUCUAUAGUUAUUUAAAUGAAUGUUGAGUUUCGAUGAUGCUUUAAUAAAAACGUUUGUAAAUGUA
Phyllotreta striolata is the source of this 2048-nucleotide messenger RNA. The record is from the annotation of a GenBank genome assembly. NCBI's taxonomy places the organism in Eukaryota, Metazoa, Arthropoda, Insecta, Coleoptera, Chrysomelidae.